UGAAUUUUCUAAUCUCAUCCUAUUUGUUUUUCAACCCCAAACACACGCGAAAAAAAAAAAACAAUAAAAAAUAAAUCACUUUCUAUCGCACACAACGAAACGAAACCCUAGCGAAGACCCUUCUUCAUUCUCCCUUUAAUUUCAUUCCCAUGUCUUGAUUUCAUCUCAUCAAUCAGGUUUCAUGUAGCUGGUGUAUAGAGUUAAUCGACAAAUAAUUGAUGGAUGAUGAUAGUAAAAAUGGAUAACAUGUCUGCUCCCUCAUCACGGGAGCGUGCGAAACACCUUUAUGAAAAGAACCUCGAAUUGGAGAGUAAGCGCAGGAGGUCUGCUCAAGUGCGAGUCCCGUCAGAUCCAAAUGCUUGGCAACAAAUGCGUGAGAAUUAUGAAGCAAUAAUUCUCGAGGAUCAUGCUUUCUCUGAGCAGCACAAUAUUGAAUUUGCUCUUUGGCAGUUGCAUUAUAAGCGGAUUGAGGAGUUUAGGGCAUACUUCAAUGCCGCUCUUUCUUCUGCAAAAUCAAACCCGUCUCAGGGAGGGAAAGUCCAUGCGCGACCUGAUCGGAUAACUAAAAUAAGGCUGCAGUUUAAGACUUUCCUUUCAGAGGCAACAGGAUUUUACCAUGAUCUUAUCAUGAAAAUCAGAGCAAAGUAUGGGCUUCCACUUGGUCACUUUGAGGAUGCAGACAAUCGGAUUGUGAUGGAGAAAGAUGGAAAGAAAUAUGCUGAUAUGAAGAUAGGUUUAGUAUCUUGUCAUCGUUGCCUGAUAUACUUGGGUGAUCUUGCUCGUUAUAAAGGAAUGUAUGGUGAAGGUGACUCAAUAAACCGGGAGUUCACAGCAGCUUCUAGCUACUACUUACAAGCUGCAUCUAUUUUGCCUUCUAGUGGAAAUCCCCAUCAUCAGCUUGCUUUAUUGGCUUCAUAUUCUGGAGAUGAGCUGGUGGUUAUUUAUCGCUAUUUUCGUAGUCUGGCUGUGGAUAAUCCAUUUACAACUGCAAGAGAAAACUUGAUAGUUGCUUUUGAGAAGAAUCGUCAAAGUUUCUCUCAGCUACCUGUUGAUGCCAAAGUUCUCGCGGUCAAGGAAUCUUCAGCAAGACCAACUGGCAAAGGAAGAGGAAAAGUCGAAGCAAAACUUUCAACAAAGGCAGCUAGCGUUGAUGCUAGUCCUAGAAUUGAAGGAGCAUCCAGUAUACGAGAAACUUCUAAAUACUUCUGUACUCGCUUUGUCCGUCUAAAUGGAAUCUUGUUUACUCGUACAAGCCUCGAGACCUUCAAUGAAGUUCUUGCUGUUGUUAGCGCUGGCCUGCGUAAACUUCUAUCUUCAGGGCAAGAUGAAGAACUGAAUUUUGGCAUUGAUGCUGCUGAUAAUAGGCUUUUCAUUGUCAGAAUUGUCUGUAUCAUAGUAUUUACAAUUUAUAAUGUGAAUAAGGAGUCUGAAGGUCAAACUUAUGCCGAAAUUGUACAGCGUGCUGUUCUUCUUCAGAAUGCAUUUGCUGCGGCAUUUCAAUUGAUGGGUUACAUAAUAGAGAGAUGUGCUGAGCUGCGUGAUCCAUCUUCUAGUUAUCUUUUACCCGGCAUUUUGGUUUUUGUUGAGUGGUUAGCUUGUUAUCCAGAUCUAGCCAAAGGUAAUGACGUCGAUGAGAAUCAGGCUACUCUCAGAUCAAAAUUUUGGAACCAUUAUAUAUCCCUUUUGAAUAGACUGCUUUUGGUUGGGCCUAUGUUGGUUAUUAACGAGGAUGAGUCUUGCUUUAAUAACAUGAGCAGGUAUGAAGAAGGGGAAACCGAAAACCGACUUGCUUUGUUUGAAGACUUUGAGUUAAGGGGGUUUAUUCCACUGCUUCCUGCACAAACUAUCUUGGAUUUUUCUAGGAAGCAUUCCCUUGGAAAUGAUGGUGAAAAAGAAAGAAAACCUAGGGUCAAAAGGAUUUUAGCUGCAGGGAAGGCUUUAGCAAAUGUUGUUAGCAUUGAUCAGAAAGUGAUAUAUUUUGAUUCAAAGGAGAAGAAAUUUACAAUUGGUAUUAAGCCUCAAGCCUCAAAAGAUUUUGUUCUUACUACCUCCUAUUCAGGCAUGCUCAAUGCAGAAGACUUGCUGCAAGAAAAUCCAGGAGACGAAUCAAUUGUCGAAGUUGUUCAAUUAAACCAAGACCAGUAUAUGGAGGGAGAUGAGGAUGAUGAAGUUAUUGUUUUCAAGCCUGUUGUGUCUGAGACGCGAGCUGAUGCGGUUGUCUCAUCAUGGGCUCCCCAUGAUGGUUUGGAGCCUGCUCUAAAAGCAUUUGGAGGGGAUUUAAAAUUUCAUGUCAAUUCUACUUCCAACCCUCUCAAUAAUCUAAACCUUCAAACUUCGCCUGUUUCUGUUAGCAGUAUGAUGCCUCAAAACCUGCAACCACAGCAAACAUCAAGGUGGAUUGAGGAGGAUAUUUCUCUUAAGAACAAUUUUAAAGGUCUUGCCUUAUUUGAGAAUAGGCAUGUAAUGAAAGAUGGCCUACAAGAAGCUGUAGGCUUCCCAAACCACGCAGCACUCCCUAUUCCAAUUCAACAAUCUGUCGCUGCUGACAGUAAUGGUGUGUUUUACGGUCUCCCAAAAGCUUCAGAAUCUGUGGUACAAUCCAAAGUUGAUGCUAUUGCAUCUUCUGGAGUAAUUACUGAUAAUUUAUCUGGGAUGACAACAUCAGCCUUGCAAGCUACUUUGAGAAAAUCCCCAGUCUGUCGACCUGCUAGGCACCUUGGACCUCCUCCUGGCUUUAGUUCCUUUCCUUCUAAACAAGGUAGUGAAUACUCUAUUUCAGAUUCAAUAAGCGGGAAUCCUAUUAUGGAUGAUUAUGGUUGGUUGGAUGGAUAUCAUUUGGAUUCAUCAUCUAAUGAUUUAGGCCCCACUGGGCCUCUGGCUUACUCUCAAUCAAAUUCUCAUAAAGUCAGUAACAAUGGAUUUAGUGGGACGGUCAGCUUUCCCUUCCCUGGAAAACAAUUUCCAUCUGUGCCUCUUCAGGUUGAGAAACAGAAUGGUUGGCAUGAGUGUCAAACAUACGAGCAUUUAAAAUCACACGCAGAUCAGCAGCUGCAACCUCAACAGCAGCUCACGAAUGGAAAUCAGCAGUUUCCUCCUCAUCCUGAGAAAUUUCAAGGACAAUCAAUUUGGACAGGUCGUUACUUUGUGUGAUGUCAGUAUGAGAGUAUAGAUGGAUUAUUGUGGAUGGGCUGCAUCAUUUUGCUACUCAUUCAAACUCCAGCUUUGCGGCCUUGUUAUUGGAUGUUGUUGGAGUUCCUUUGGUCUUGACUUGUUGCAGGAUGUUGCUACUACAAAAGAUUAUGCUGAGGUCUCUCAAGCCCGGACGAAAGAAGAUAAACAAGCAUCUUUACAGUUCAAAGUUCUUAAGAAGUAAAUGCCUUGUCUGGUUCCAUUGGGGUGGAUAGGUGGUGAUAAAUAAAAGACUAAUCAUUCAGUCAUGUUGGAGCUUGUGUCUUUUAGGAUUGGUGGUGUUACAAUGGUUCGUUCAUAUCCAGGGGAGGUGUCAUGAUGAUGCACCUAUAAGAAUCGUUGUUAACAACAUCAUUUGGUUGCAAAUGAUACUACAUAAUGCUUCAGACUAUAUAGUUGGGAAAGUUGCUAGGUAAGAAGUGGGUGUCAAGUUUGGAUAAUGGGAUAUAUAUAUGAUAUAUAAGCAUUGUGGGGACUCACUUGAGUUAGUGAGUUAAUGUGUUUAGUUGUUGCGUAUUCGUUAAGGAUCAUAAUGAUCUGCUGUGUGUGUUUGAUGAGUGCUAUGGUUCAUUUUCAUGUUUUUAUAAGUCGGGGUGUUGGCUCGAACUUGCAAUUUGCAAAUAAAUUGGUGGGUAUUGGAUACAUAUCCAUCUUGGUAUGUAUGAAUAUACAAUGAUAUGUCAUUUGGAUGUAGCAUUUUUAUUACUUGUCGUGUUGGUAUUUUUUAUGUUA
Medicago truncatula (barrel medic) is the source of this 3921-nucleotide messenger RNA. RefSeq names its product protein SMG7. The coding region runs from base 223 to 3150 and encodes 975 amino acids. Lineage: Eukaryota; Viridiplantae; Streptophyta; Magnoliopsida; Fabales; Fabaceae. Gene Ontology annotation, molecular function: telomerase RNA binding; telomeric repeat DNA binding; protein binding. Gene Ontology annotation, cellular component: telomerase holoenzyme complex. Gene Ontology annotation, biological process: nuclear-transcribed mRNA catabolic process, nonsense-mediated decay. The transcript is spliced from 8 exons. The record is from RefSeq and is a predicted model, not a curated record.